AGUUCGCUAGAAGGCGGAGUAGAAGGCGGAUCAACGUGUUUACGUUAGACAUCGACGUUUGUUCGAGUAUAAAAGAAUGUGAUUUUUCACUAGAGUCAGAGAUUAACCGCGCACACAUGUAAAGUAUUAUUUUUUUUAUCGCCAAGACUCGACCGUCGGAACGGAAUUCAGGCGACGACGCGACGUUUUGGUUUAGAAGCUUGCCACACAUUUUUCCAGUAGGCGAACGCGUAGAUUUUCCGUUCACACUUUUUUCGAUCCAUAUAAAAGUUUUGCAAACGAUGACAGUAUUACAUAAAACAAUGUCGGCGCGAUAAAAAUAAUUCCACGCAACGGAAAGAAUAUACACAUAUAUCAAAGAUAAUUGUAAGAAUAGUUGUAAAAUGACAGUCGGACAUCGAAGAAAUUACUAAUAUACACGCUGUAUAGAUUUCUAAUACAUUUAAGAUACUCGCUUUUACCCGCGUGUAUCUACGAGGUAGGUAAAUGCACGUGGAAGGUACGUACGAUAAUAAUUCUAUUGCGCGAACCUCGUCGUUAUUUGCAGAUUUACGAUCCGCUAUUUUCUUUGCGCACAGAUACAGUAAAUGCUACCAUUUCUGCUCACUGCCUUAAGAUUCCAUACGAGAUUACAAAAAAAGGAGUCAGUGAUUAGAAAUUGGGACUGUUUCCGUGUUUGUUGUUCACCGUCCAUCCGCGAUUCAAUCGAGUUUAAAAGGUCGGCAUUGACGCCACAGCGAAUUAAACGCGCGUUCCAUUUGGACGCAAGCAAUUUCAUGCCGUGAAAUGUUGCGAGGCUCGUGGCUCGCGCGUCACGGAAUAGAAAUUCGUAUUAUGUAAAUAAGCGCGUGUAGCACUGCGGGGCGGGGUCGCAUCGUUGUGUCUUUAAAUAAAGUCUUCUACGGUAUCGGUAUUGUAUGUACGCGACGGUACGCAAUCUCCCGCGUCAUAUUUAUAGCCGUCGUCGUAGGCCUCCACCUGUUGUCAAACGUCUCUUGCCCCUAAUCGUGACUGUUGCUUUUUGCUCAGGCGACAGUCACGAGCCAAGGGCGAACCAUGGACGAAAUUGAUAGAAUUUGUACAUUAAAAAUACCGAUUAUACGUAUGCACAUGUGUAAUAAAAACGUAUCUAAAUAAUAUAAUUAGCUCGUUUGCAUGUUGUAUGUACAUUUACAGGCGGAAGACGCAGCGCUUAAAACUUGGGUCUUUUUGUACGUGGAGAUCUUCGAGAUCGUACAUUUUAAUUAAGAAUCGUAAACUAUGGACGUGAAUUAAAAUUCGGUAUGUGAAUCGGUAACAGUAGUAAAAAUACGGUAUGUCAAUUUGCUUUUAACGAAGACACCUUCUCUUUUAAGAGUUUCAUCGUCUCGUCCUCACCGUUCGUACAAGUAGAAACCCUCGAUGUAGAAAGUUUGCGAACGUGUCAGGUUUUUGGUUUUCAUACAGAUAGCGCCAGCGUUCAGUCACGCACAUACUUCCAGUGGUAAACCAAACCAUUUUGAGACCAACGAGACCAACGUUGACUGCUUUCUGCCCGUUCUGCUGCGUUCGCAUAGACCACAAAGAUGUAGAUCGCGCAUCGUGGAUUGGACUGUGAAAUGUUUACGUUUGUCUCACACUAAAAAUGUGUGUAAUAUUCCUGACGUAAGGAAUUGUCUCUGAACAACAGUUGUAUUUGAAUCAUAAUAGAAUCUUGUGUCUACGUUUGUACGCGAUUGAACGACGAUUAUUAAUUUCGCUGGACAUCGAGAUUUAUAUGGAUGAUGGCUGAUGCAUUGCAGAAAUGGAGCCCAUACGCGAAAGAAUAUUAUCCUUUGAAAGCGGGUAGCAUCGAUGGUACGGACACGGAACCACACGACAAAGCUAUCAGCCGGGCGAUACAGGCGCGUUAUGAACCGCCUCGCGGAAUUAAAUCAAAGCCGGAAAGAACGUUGUUCGUUGCCAGAUUCGGCCCAAAAAUCACCAAACAUGAUUUGAAAGAGUUCUUUUCCAGGUACGGAGAUGUUAUAUCAGCAAAAGUUAUGGUCGACAUCGUAACCGGUCUGUCCCAAUGCUAUGGAUUCGUAGAAAUGAGAAGCGAAGAUGACGCUAAACGAGCGCUCAGACGUUGCGUUGAUGUCACUUUGAGCGAUUACGAAUGUGGCCGAACGAUGAAAGGAUGGAAACCAAGGAGACUCGGCGGCGGUUUCGGUGGCAGAAAGGAGUCGGGACAGCUCAGGUUCGGCGGAAAGGACAGACCUUUUAAAAAACCGAUUGUGCCGAAUAUUGUGAGGAACGACAGUCAGGAGCACUCUCGGCAUCAGGAAUCGUCGAGAGAGGAUCAUCGUCAUGGUCAUCGUCAUCACUACCAUCAUCGUCAUUAAAAAACGAGCCGAUCUACGCGACAAUUUGUAAUAUAGAACAUUUUCAUUAGCAUGUUUGUGGAUUCGUUUACGAAUUCUGCAACAUCGAUUUCGAUCCAAUGUAAAUAUUUAAGAGACUGGCGUACCUCUUAAACGGUUUGGAGCUAGCGCGCGUUACGAAACGCUUUGCUAUUAUUAAAUCUUUGUUUGCCUCAAACGUUGACACGAGAAACUUGUUUAUCUCGUAAAUGUCGCUCGUAUCGAGCGUGGAUAAAUUAAAUAUAUUUUUUAUUUUUGAACAAA
Messenger RNA from Ceratina calcarata, 2645 nucleotides. RefSeq names its product U11/U12 small nuclear ribonucleoprotein 35 kDa protein. Gene Ontology annotation, biological process: mRNA splicing, via spliceosome. Gene Ontology annotation, molecular function: mRNA binding; snRNA binding. The record is from RefSeq and is a predicted model, not a curated record. NCBI's taxonomy places the organism in Eukaryota, Metazoa, Arthropoda, Insecta, Hymenoptera, Apidae. Gene Ontology annotation, cellular component: precatalytic spliceosome.